This is a messenger RNA of Suillus subalutaceus, 447 nucleotides long. RefSeq lists its product as uncharacterized. The transcript has a single exon. The record is from RefSeq and is a predicted model, not a curated record. Lineage: Eukaryota; Fungi; Basidiomycota; Agaricomycetes; Boletales; Suillaceae. Bases 1 to 447 code for a protein of 148 amino acids.
AUGGCUCUUUUCUUUUUCAAUUUAAUGCUUCAUGGUGAUGAUAGCUCUACAGCAGGUCCUGCAAAAUUCGGUGUUGCUGCUGGGCGUAUUUCGCAUUGGAGGUUGGAGAUCCCUGAAGAGCUUACCUCCGCUGCCGCUGCCUCGAAGCACAGACGACCAUCUACGAUGCCUUCUGACUUCUCUAGUAUGGUUCCCUCCUCUAAACUCACUAGGGGGAGUACUGUUAGUAGCGGUGGUGCCCCACUCACACCCAUCAAUACUAUCACCGGUGCUGGGGCUGAUAGCAUGGCAGAUCAUUUUGUGACUCUGUUUGCAGACGAUGAUUUGGAUGUGUUAAGACCGUACUCAAGUAGUAUCGGAUCCGAAGGGCUUCGGCCUCAGCUCGUGCGCUGUGCCCCUUUCCCGAGUCUUGCCCCUUAUUUCAGAGAGCUAAAGUAUCGCGUCUAG